Messenger RNA from Penicillium macrosclerotiorum, 585 nucleotides. RefSeq names its product HIT family protein. The coding region runs from base 1 to 585 and encodes 194 amino acids. The transcript is spliced from 3 exons. Lineage: Eukaryota; Fungi; Ascomycota; Eurotiomycetes; Eurotiales; Aspergillaceae. Gene Ontology annotation, molecular function: catalytic activity. Gene Ontology annotation, biological process: nucleotide metabolic process. The record is from RefSeq and is a predicted model, not a curated record.
AUGUCUUCGCCCUCUCCAUCAUGCCCGUUCUGCGAGAUUGCAGCCACAAACCCACCAGCCCCCUUCAAUGACCCCAAACACAGUCCCAGCCAUUCGGAAUCGGCUUCCGAAAGAACGGCUCAUCUCCUUCUUGCAACUGAGCAUGUUCUAGCCUUCUUAGACAUCAUGCCUCUAACUAAUGGCCAUGUUCUUGUAGCACCGCGACAGCACUAUGAAACGCUGGGCGAUAUGGGGGUUCAAGCUGGACAGGAGAUUGGCAAGUGGCUUCCGAUCAUCUCGAGGGUUGUCACGAAGACCAUCUUCGGUGACGACCCUGACAGACACUGGAAUGUUGUCCAGAACAAUGGCGUUCGAGCUGCACAGGUGGUCCCUCAUGUGCAUUUUCAUAUCAUUCCUCGUCCAUCAGACUUCGCUCAUAAACCGAGCUUCGCCAUGUUCGGUCGUGGACAACGGCAUGAACUAGAUGAUGACGAGGGUGAGAUAUUAGCUCGUGCCAUGCGAGCUGAGCUUGCACGGGAGGUUAGGCGUGUCCAGGACGAGGAAGGGGUGAUUCUUAGCCAUACAACAAGGAAGGGUAGAUUGUGA